Messenger RNA from Anthonomus grandis grandis, 2299 nucleotides. It is a transcript of the gene asun, whose product is annotated as protein asunder. Gene Ontology annotation, biological process: centrosome localization; regulation of mitotic cell cycle. The record is from RefSeq and is a predicted model, not a curated record. Gene Ontology annotation, cellular component: integrator complex. The transcript is spliced from 14 exons. Bases 170 to 2236 code for a protein of 688 amino acids. Lineage: Eukaryota; Metazoa; Arthropoda; Insecta; Coleoptera; Curculionidae.
UCACAUACUUGUCAUUUAAUAACCCUAACCUCACUUAAAAAUUUUGGUAAACAAACUUUUUUAUUUUUUAUCUUUAUACCCUCUUUUUUAAUAUAGCAUGAAAUAUGUAUACAAGAAAUGAUAAUUAUAAGAAAAUUAUGAUAAAUAAUAAUUAAAAAGAUCCUUUAGAAUGUCUUAUCAGCCCCAGAACAGCAAAAUGUUCCCAUCAAAUCAUAAAACAGUCUUUGUGUUAGACCAUACUCCAUAUUUUGGAAUUUCCUGUGAGAAUCCAAUAGAAUUUGAGUUUCUUAAGGGAAGAACACCAUUCUCACCGAUAUCUCCUAUUUCUAAGACACUUUGGACUUCUAGUGUAGAAAGUGCUAUAGAAUAUUGCAGAAUUGUAUGGGAUUUAUUUCCUACAGGCAAGUUGGUAAGAUUUUUUGCAAGUGACACAGUUGCCCACAUAUUAAACACAUGGAGUACCAUGCAGCAAUCUGUAAGCCAUAUAAUGAAUGGUUGUGCCCUUAUUGGCAUCCCGCCUUCUCCCCCUCCACUAAGAUCUACGCCCACUCCUGACUAUACAGUUCUCCACGGUUUGAGAGCUGCGAUAGAAGGCCUUUGCGAACCGACCGAGCUGCAACUUGAAAAAUGGAAGGGAAAAGAGUCCAUUAAAGUUAUUAAUAGAUGCAGGGUUAUAUGCAUUACAUCAGCAAGAGAUAAUGAGAGCAUGAAUAGGUUGGAGGAGAUAUUUUUGUCAGUGCUGAUACAGCAGAAUAAGACCGUGGCUGGAAAAGAAAAUUUGUUGCCGAUAAGCCAUUGUCAUCUAGUAAUAAUUAAUACUUUUCCAGUAAAUAUUGAAUCCUCGGUAAACAAUCACCCUCCGAAAAUACUUUCACCUUUACUGACCACAGAAGUGCACUCAAUUAAGGCCCCGCUAAUCCCUAAUAAAUUAUCUUCUUUAAUAUUGGAACAUUAUGAUCUUGCUAGCACUUCAGUAACUGGUAUACCAAUGAAAGAAGAACAAAAUGCCAGUUCGUCAGCCAACUACGACGUCGAAAUAUUUCAUGCGAGUUCAGCUCACACGGCCAUUCUGAAAGGUAACGCAUCUGAUGCUUCCGCAAUAAGAACUAUUAAGGAAGGACUGGAAUACGAGACUGUGACCCUAAAAUGGUGUACUCCAAGAGGCGUAACCGGAAAUGAGCUUCAAAAUUGUACCUCAAUGCAUCGCAUUACUCCAGUAGACGUAAAUUCCAGACCAUCUCUGUGCUUAAUCAACUUUUUACUCAAUGGUAGAUCGGUUAUGUUGGAAAUGCCCAGAAAAGCCGGUGGAAAAAUCACCAGUCAUUUAUUGGCUGCACAUGGAGGAGAGAUUUUUAUACAUACAUUAUGUACUGCCAGGUCUGUUCUUGAAGAUCCUCCAUCGAUAUCUGAAGGUUGCGGUGGCAGAGUGACAGAUUACCGGAUCCCAGACUUUGGAAUGUUAAUAAAGCAAAACACUUUGGUGCCUGUAAAGGUGAAAGGUGAUGCAGAUCGGCCGAGGCCUCUAGAGAAAGUGAAAGAAAGACUCAACAGGCAAACCAAGUACUGGCCCUUAACGAUCAGUUCUACAUUAAUAUUCAAUUUGAGACAGCAUAUAGAUCCUUUACCGGCCCUUAUAACUAAAGAGAAACUUACUGAAGAGGAAGUUUUCGUAUGCCAAAAUGUUAUUUACAAUUUAAUAUCUCUCGAAUCGAAGAUGGAGCCUUUGCACCCUCAAAACUCCGGACAAAGAUUAAAAGGACAAAAACGAGAGGAGCAAUAUAAGGCUGUUUGGAGUGAACUCGAUAACUUUAUCAAACAGAAUCUUCAUUCCGAAAAUCACAAGGUACUUUAUCAAGUCUUUUUGGAGUGCACUAAGGGAGGCUUUGAAGAAAAAUCGGCUGAAAAAGUUGAUUUAGAUGAAGCGCUGAACCAGUUAGACAAUAUUGGUCCUCAAAAAGACGAAAACGUUCAAAGGGCAUCAGUGAUAAGGGCGACCACUGACAGUCCGAUGUCACCUCCACCGCUGGCCAACAUAACUCCGCCAUUUUCACGCCAGAAUUCAAACAAGGGCACAAAAUCGCUUUUUGAGAUUUUUGCAAAUGUACAGGAAAAGAACAAAAGUCGUCCUGAAUUUGCUGGCAGACAGGGCGACAGUCUAGUGGCGAAACUGUAUCCAAAUAUAAAAAAAGAGGACAGGGGCCCGAGAGGAGAAGGAGGAAUGGAAAUUGUAGAGUAAACAGUAUUAGGAUAAGAUAACACUUUUUUAUGUAUUGUAAAUAAAAGCUUAAUUGUUCGAAUA